Molecule: messenger RNA, 1407 nt
Organism: Pogoniulus pusillus (Red-fronted tinkerbird)
Lineage: Eukaryota; Metazoa; Chordata; Aves; Piciformes; Lybiidae
Gene: NSUN4
Product: NOP2/Sun RNA methyltransferase 4
Exons: 6
Coding region: 2-1255 (417 amino acids)
Biological process (GO): rRNA methylation
Cellular component (GO): mitochondrial large ribosomal subunit
Molecular function (GO): RNA methyltransferase activity
Source: RefSeq, a predicted model, not a curated record
GAUGGCGGCUGUGUGCCGGCGCGGCUGGGCGGCGGCAGCGCUGCUGCGGCGCGGGCCGCUGGCGGGCCUGGCGCCGGGGCCUCGCCGGCACCGCCACAAGGAGAAGUGGGCUGCCACGGCCCCCCGCAUCCCCCCGACACGCCUGGCCCUGCACGACUUCGAUGUGAACUACAGCCUGCAGCUGAAGGACUUGUGGCCCUCUGUCCGCAUUGGCCUCCUGUGCGAACAGAAGUAUGGUGCCCUCAUCAACAACUUCUCUUCUGCUGACUCUGUCACCCAAGAGCUGGAGCAGCUGAAUGCCACCGAUUUUGUUUCUGAAGCCCUCCGAAAGGUGCAGGUUACAUCUGUGGAGGAAGUGGAGAGAAAGGAAAGCAGGUCCCUGGAGGGGUCUGGCGAAGGCAGGACAGUGAUGCAGGCAGAGAUGAUGACGCAGGCAGAGAUGAUGACGCAGGCAGAGGUGUCACCACAGCUUCGUGCCUCCAUGUGCACCCAUAUCAAGUGUUACACCUUCCCCAGGGGUGACAUCACGCGUUUUCGCCCUGCACGGCCGGACACUCUGGGACUCCUUAACUAUUAUCUCCUGGACGCAGCAUCUCUCCUGCCUGUCCUGGCGCUCAAUGUGCAGCAGAAUGACUGUGUCCUUGACCUCUGUGCUGCUCCGGGUGGCAAGACUCUGGCUCUGCUGCAGACUGGUGUUUGUGGGCACCUGGCAGCCAAUGAUGUUUCUGUUUCCCGGACCAAGAGGCUGUGUCAGGUUCUCCGUAGCUAUGUUCCCAAAGAAGUCAGGGAAACAGUGAGUGUCACAUCUUACGAUGGAAGGGACUGGAAGGACCUGGAAGGUGGCAUUUUUCAUAAGGUGCUGGUGGAUGUACCCUGUACGACAGACAGGCACUCUGUCAUGGAGAAUGAGAACAACAUCUUCCACAAGAUGCGAACCAAGGAGCGUCAGAUGUUGCCCAUGCUGCAGCUGCAGCUGCUCAUGGCUGGGAUCCUCGCUACCAAGCCAGGAGGAAAGGUGGUGUAUUCUACCUGCUCCCUGUCCUCGCUGCAGAACGAGUAUGUGGUCGAGAGAGCAGUAGAAAUUGCAGAGACUGAGUUUAACAUCAGUGUCCAGGUGGAGAACUUGAGCCACUUCCGGACACUCUUCCAAGACACGUUUGCCUUCUUCUCGGGUUGCCGGCUGGGGGAGCUCGUCCUGCCUCACCUCACAGCCAACUUCGGACCUAUCUACUUCUGCAAAUUGCGUCGCCUGUAGAAAGAGCAACAGACUCUGGCUGCUGGCUGUCAGCAAAGAUCUCACAGGGAAAGCAAAACUGCUGCUUUGUAUUUAUUCUUUUUAAAAAAUGUCUCGGAUGAAGUCUGCUUUCCCACUGCAGACAGAGACAAUAAAUGAGAAAGAUCUGUGGA